Molecule: messenger RNA, 2034 nt
Organism: [Candida] anglica
Lineage: Eukaryota; Fungi; Ascomycota; Pichiomycetes; Serinales; Debaryomycetaceae
Source: the annotation of a GenBank genome assembly
AUGGGUAAAGAAGCUAAAGGAAAGAGAGGCGGAGAGAACUCAGCUGAGAACUCAAAGCCUAUAACGUCGGACUCCAGAUUUUCAUCUGUGCACAAUGAUCCAAGAUUUCGUUUACCAAAUGUUAAAAGCUUCAAAGUUAAGGUUGAUGAUAGAUUCAGCAAGAAGGAGCUUAGUAAAUUGAACGUUGGUGCUACCGGUAAGAGUGUCAAAAUUGAUAGAUAUGGUAGAAAGUUGAAGGAUGAUAAGAAGGGUAAGGAUUUUGAUAAGUAUUAUGAAGAAGAAUCUGGGGAUGAAGAAUCUGAAGAAUCUGAAGAUGAAGAUAUUGUUGAAGAAAAGGUAUCCAAGGUAGCUGGUGAAUCCGGAUCUGAAUCUGAGUCUGAAUCCGAAUCUGAAUCUGAGGUCGAAGCUGCAGUUGAAGGUUUGGACCGUGCUAGAGGAGAAGGCUUGAAAUCAUCUGACGAUGAUGCUUCUUCUUCCGAUUCAGAUUCCGAAUCUGAAAUUGAAUUCGAAGAAGAAGAAUCUGAAAUAGAACUUGAAGAAGGUAAACCAGAAGAAGGUGAUCCUUCAAGUGGUUUUGCUGUUGUUAACAUGGAUUGGGACAAUCUUAGAGCUGUUGAUUUGAUGGCUACAUUUAUUUCGUUUGUACCAGCUGGGGGUAAAAUUUUGUCGAUUAACAUUUAUCCAUCUGAAUUUGGUAAGGAACAGAUGCAAAAGGAAGAAGUGGAAGGACCUCCAAGAGAUCUUUUCAAAAAGAAGAGUGCUCAAAAGGUUGAAGAAAUUGAAGAGUCUGAUUCUGAUUCUGAUUCAGAACUCGAUGUCAAUAAUCCUGAAGAUUUGAAGAGAGCUGCCAAGAAGUUGUAUGAAGAAGACGAUGGAGAAGUUGACUAUGAUAGUAAAGCCUUGCGUAGAUACCAAUUGCAAAGAUUGAGAUAUUUUUAUGCAGUUGUCAAGUGUGACUCUGUGAGUACUGCCAAGAAUAUCUAUGAUAGUUGUGAUGGAUCUGAAUUUGAAUCCACUGCCAAUAUUUUCGAUUUGAGAUAUGUUCCUGAAGGAAUGGAAUUUGAUGAAAGUGAAGCUAAGGACACUUGUACUAAGAUUCCAUCUAAUUAUAAGCCAAACUCCACCUUUGUCACAGAUGCCUUACAACAUUCUAAGGUUAAAUUGACUUGGGAUGAAACUCCAAAGGAAAGACUCACAUUAGCUUCUAAAUCAUUUUCUCAGAAGGAAAUUGAUGAAAUGGACUUUAAAGCCUAUUUAGCUUCUGAUAGUGAUGGAAGUGAUGGUGAAGAGGAAUCUUCUGACAUGAAGAACAAAUACCAAAACUUAUUAGGAGGUAAGUUCAAGAGUGUUAAGAACCCAGAAGAUGAUGAAGGAGCUGUUGAUAUGGAAAUCACUUUCAACCCUGGUCUUGAUGAACAAGCUGCUAAGAAGCAAGCUGAAGCUGAACAAGAAGAAUCUACCAUCGCCGCAUAUAAACGUAAAGAAAAGGAACGUCGUAAGAAGAGACUUGAAAAGUUCAAGAGUCAAAAUGAAGAUGAAAAUGAAGGAGAAGAAGACCAAGCUCAACAAGGAAAGGGUGCUAAAAAUAAUAAGAACAAUAAGAAGAAUAAUAAUAAGAAGAAGGGAUUAGAAAUUGACGAGAAGUCCAAGGCUGAAUUGGAGCUUGUGAUGAUGAAUGAAGAUGAUGAUGACCAUAAGCAUUUUAGUAUGAAGGAUGUUAUCAAGGCUGAAAAGCAAAAAAAUAGAAAGAAUGGUAAAGGUAAAAAGCGUAACAUUGACGAAGAAAUGGUUCAAGACAAUUUUGUUCCUGAUUUGAAUGAUUCUCGUUUUAAUGAAGUCUUUGAAAACCAUGACUUUGCCAUUGAUCCUACAAAUAGUGAGUUUAAGAAAACUAAUACUAUGAAACAAAUUUUGAACGAAAGAUCAAAGAGAAGAAAGGUUCCUGUCACGGGAAAGAAGAAUUCAGGUAAGGGAGGAUCUGGUGCUCCAAUCAGCUCCUUGGUAGACAAGAUUAAGAAGAAGCACCAAAAAUAG